GGGGUGACCCUCCUAUCUUCUUCGAUUGCUUCGAUGAGAGGCAGGUCAUUCCAGCGGUUUUACACCAGAAGAAGUCUUCGAUCUACUAUGGAGAUCAUUGGCUUUUGGAUCUACCCCCCACGAUAACAGAUAGACCACAAAUCAGCCAUGAAUGCAUCGCAUAUAUUGACGCUGGAGAGGUUGCUAUCAUUGAUUUAUCUCUAUUAAUCAACGAUUUGUUUAUCAAGAGAAUAGAAAUCUGGAGAACCAAUUGGUUAAUGGCCUUGGAAGCUUUUAAGGACUUUAACGCCCCUUCAACCAUGGAUGAUUACAUUAUUUUGAAUUUUGAGGCUUACAAUUCUAUCCUUAAACCAGAGGUACAUCUGGGAUACAUCAAAUCUCUCUUGCCUGUCCAAAUUAACAACUCACUGGAAGAUGCAUUGACGAUAAUUGAGAGUGGUGAUCAAGGGUUACCUCUUCGAGAGAGAGUUACAAGUAUUCGUAAUGAUAGAAGGUUAAUGGCAAAAUUAAAAGCCAACUGGAUAAGGGACAUUAAGCCCGUUCCGACUGCAAGUAUUCUGGCGUCAGACGGAGACGAAGAAUCUGAAUUCAACACUGAGGAAGCGAUCGAUAGACUACCAAAAGCUGAUCCCAGAUGGCUAGGUGACGAACCAGAGGAUUACGGGACUCUCACGUACCGGGGAAAACGUCCAGAUCUCUACACUCACAUAGAAUCGAGUGACGAAGAUGAUUAUAAUGUGUCGCCUAGCCGAAUCAGAUCCCCCUCCCGCGAUCGAGACGCUAAACAUCGUGCCAAGACGCAAAAAGAGGAUGCACAACCCGACAAAUUUUCGCGCCUCAGACUCCCCCCUGACCUCAGAAAUUCAACGAGCAGUCUGAUGUCUUUGAGGCCUCGACUCGGCUCUUCAAACCGAGAAAAAGCGGUCUCUAGUGUGCCGGGUCCACUACCGACGAUUUUGCCUCCAUCCUCUCGAAGCUUUAAGGGUUUUUGGAUGGAUACUAUCGCGGAUCAAGGCAUCAGGUUGGCUGGUGACUUUGGGGAAUCAGGAAAGAGGACUAGAUCCAUGCCGGACAAACCAAAGAAAGCAGACCUGACACCAUCUUCGAGUGACAAACCCGCUAGAUCCGUUCCCGAUGAUAUCAAGGGAAAGGGAGUAGCACAUGGAUAUGAACUCGAUAGGGGUGCCAGAUAUCCGUUGGAUGAGGACCCCUGGACGGACGACGAACUUGAACUUUCACCAACCGCACAAUUCUUCAAAAUCCACGAAGAUUUAUGA
Messenger RNA from Acaulospora colombiana, 1277 nucleotides. The record is from the annotation of a GenBank genome assembly. NCBI's taxonomy places the organism in Eukaryota, Fungi, Glomeromycota, Glomeromycetes, Diversisporales, Acaulosporaceae.